This is a messenger RNA of Chara braunii, 4552 nucleotides long. NCBI's taxonomy places the organism in Eukaryota, Viridiplantae, Streptophyta, Charophyceae, Charales, Characeae. The record is from the annotation of a GenBank genome assembly.
AUUAGGGUUAGUCCUAACCUAAUCUAAACGACCUAUCUAACCUAUGCGAAGUCCGCAGGAGCCAAGCCUCAACAGGGACCUAGGACCCCUCGGAUUCCGCGCAGGCCACGCACGACCAUGGCUGCUACCGCUGACGACAGUGCACACGCCAGCCCCAAGAGGCCGGUUACCCCUCCUGUCCCAGUUCAGUCGGCCGACGAACCACUUUAGUGUUCCUCCAACGUCUCCAGCAGUAUUCGGAGACGACGGCAGCUGUGGGAAAAGGAGGAAGCCGCCCGCCAGCAGGAAAUUCAAUGCCAGCUGGCAGAGGCAGAGGCAGCACGUCAGCAGGCCGCAGCAGAAGCUGCAGCAGCCGCACGGUUGCAACAGCAGCAGGUCGAGGCUAGUCAACACCAAGCUCGUUACCAAGCCACGAUGGACCUUGCACGCGAUGAAGCCACGUAUGGCAGGCUACUUCGACAACAGCAUUUCCAGGAAACCGAAGAACGACACGAGUCGACCGACGAAGAAGGUGACAAAGAAGGUCUUCAUCCGCCAUGAAACAACAUUCAAGGCAAUGGACAAGAAGAUCGCGACCCUGCAGGCCGAGAUCAGCACACUACACGCCGCCAACAGCCAGCAGCAGACACUCAACGACCAGUUGCAGACAGAUGUCAGCAUGGGGUUGGCACAACUGUCAGCAGCUGCGUCAACGGGCAGUGCAGUGGUAGACUGCUGCCCAGCUUUGGCCGUGCAGGCCAAGCAACUCGAGGAGCGGAUCAACCACUUAGUCGCAUCCCUCGGCGACAUCAGCAAGUUUGCUGGAGCCUCGACAGUCAGCAAUCAGCUGCAGACGCUCAGCGACCGCGCUGACCAACGACCGGCCUCUGCCACCAAGGAAUGGAAGAUGUCGAACUUCAAGAUCGAGAAGUUCGACGACUAUCACAAGACUGAUCCGCUGCAAUGGUGGAUGGCGUUCAAUGUGGAGGCGGAUGUACAUCACACACCCGCACAUCGGCGGCUUGACGCACUCUACCUCCAACUCAUCGGAGGCGCACAGGCUUUCAUGACACACAUGGCCGUCAUGUUGGAAUGCACCAUUGCCAACCUCCACACGAAGAUUACGUGGGAGGAAUUCGAGAAGAAAUGGAAGACUAGUUUCAUGGUCAACAAUGACAAACGGCACGCCAUGAACAAGAUCUUCCGCAUAUACCAAGGCCAGCAGACGUCACGGGAGUGGCUGACGGAGUGGCAAAGACUCGUCGCCACCCCGGAGUUGAACUCACCAUUCGACGCAAUCCGGGUCGAAUUCUUCGCCCGGUCAUGCGACGCCUUGACUGCUGCUUUGGGCACCGAGUUUCAGUAUGAGACCUUUGAUGAUCUGAUCUUAAAGGCAAGAGAGCUAAUUCAAGGCAACCGGCGUGCGGCCAACGAGACCCGCCAACAGCCCGGUUACGUGGAGAAAGGAAAAGGUCAACGGACGCCGCAAGUAGCAGCAGUCCAACACGGACCAAGUGAGGACCCCGCAGCUGCGUCUACAUCAAGUGACGAAGAUGUGGCGGCAGCGAUACCACCGCAACGCUCAAGACCCCGAGGGGGAAAACAAAAGGCGAAACCAGCGUCGACGGAUGGAGCACGACAGGCACCAUGGACAAAGUUCGACAUUACCGAAGAUAGGUUCAAGAAACUGAGCACCGCCGGAAGUGCAGCGACAUCACUUCCCAAUCCGCCGGAAUCGGCUGCCUUGCUAGCAGCCUCUCUCACAUCCGGGGAUGGAGCGGUAGUCGCAAGUUCUCACAUUGAGUAUGAGAACUAUGCUGUCAAGUUGGUCCCACUGUUGAACCAGCCUCGCGCAUGCGCGACAGUUCCGCCGUCGGACAAUGAACCGGUUGCCUCGCCAGCCCUUCUAUCGGAGGAUCCGUCAACUUGGGCGAGUCUUGAGAAACUCGAGCCAUUGACGGUUGAGGACUUCCAAUGGUUGCCUCUUCCCUCCACCGGUUCUUUGCCAACUCCGCAUUGCAAUGCCUUAAUGGCACAUUUGCGCGAAUACUUGCACGCUGCAGUACCACCUCCGUCGACGGACGGCGGAGUAGCGGUUGUUGACCUUCGUAACUAUCUUGCGAAUAUCGACCGCGGGUACGCAACGCAACGGUACGUCGAGAACGACGCGCCGCUCCUCUACAUCCGCAUUCAGAUCGGAAAGGCGACCUGCAGUGCCUUGAUCGAUUGUGGAGCAACUCGCAACUACAUCAGCCAAGACUCCAUGCACGCGCCGGGCUUGGCCCGCGCGUUCGAAGGAAAAGUCAGCCUACGCACGUCACCAUGCGAGGCCGUGUCUUUCGACAUAUUGGACACCAAGUUCGAUAUGAUCCUAGGCAUGUUGUGGCUGCAAAGAGAAGACCAUCCGGUCAACUUCCAUCGACGCACUGUUCACAUUCGUGAUCGGCGUGGCGAACUAGUACCGUCUACGAUGCCGCUUCCUCAUCCUUUGAUUGGUUGUCACGUGGUAUCCGCGGCGAGCAUUCGCCAAUCCAUCCGGCGGAACGACAUCGAGGAGAUGGGCAUAUGUUUUCUUCACGCCCUCCCACCCGGUGAUCAGCCCAAGACGGAUACGUCGGACCCACGCAUCAUUGAGCUGUUGGACAGCUAUGAGGAUGUCUUCCAAACUCCCGCCAGAGUCAUACCGGAUCGGCCCAUACGCCACGGGAUCACUCUCGAGGACGGCGUCGUACCUCCGCGCGGAUGUAUCUACCGCAUGGGCGAAGAGGAACUUCAAGUGCUUCGGGCACAGCUAGACGACCUCCUGGCCAAGGGCUGGAUUCGCCCUAGCUGUUUGCCAUAUGGUGCUCCCAUUCUCUUCGUCCGAAAGAAGAACAAGGACCUUCGUUUGUGCAUCGACUAUCGAAAACUUAACGCGCAAACGAUCAAGAACGCCGGCCCUCUCCCUCGGAUCGACGAUCUUCUCGAGCGACUAGGCGGCGCCAAGUACUUCUCGAAGUUUGACCUCAAGUCCGGAUACCACCAGAUCGAGAUCCAGCCAAGAGAUCGGUACAAAACCUCAUUCAAGACGCGGUAUUGGAUCGUCAUGCCUUUCAGUCUCACCAAUGCCCCGGCUACUUUCCAAGCGGCUAUGACAACGAAAUUUCGCGACUUGCUCGACCGCACCGUACUCAUUUACCUCGAUGAUAUCUUGGUUUAUAGCCGAACGCUGAACGAGCACCUCGAGCACCUUCGCUCUUUAUUGGAGCGGUUUCGUAUCGCCAAGUACAAGGCGAACCGCAACAAGUGCGAGUUUGCCCAGCAAGAGUUGGAGUACUUAGGCCAUUACAUUACGUCGCAAGGUAUUCGUCCGCUCGCGGACAAGGUACAAGCUAUUCAAGAUUGGUCGGACCUCAAGUGUACUACCGACGUCCGCUCCUUUCUCGACUUGGCAUCAUACUACAUGCGCUUCGUCAAAGGAUUUCAAGGCAUCGCUGCACCAUUGUCGCGACUUCAAUCCCCCUUGGUGCCCUUCGAGUUCAGCAACGAAGCCCGGCAUGCGUUUCACACGCUGAAGACGGUUUUGCUUCAAGCUCCCGUCUUAAGCAUCUAUGACCCGACCUUGCCUACCAAAGUGACUACGGACGCUUCCAUUUGCCACCGGAACAAAGGGUGCCAUCAGCUCCCGUACGGCGAACUGAAACCAUUGCCGAUUCCUCGGGAACCGGGCCUCUCCAUUGCUAUGGAUGUAACUGGCCCUUUCCCUCGCGAUCGCCUUGGCCACGACGGUAUUCUCACGGUCGUUGACCGUUUGAGCAAGUACGCUCAAUUUCUUCCAUGCAAGUAUCAUGCGACGGCUCCCGAGCUCGCACAACUUUCGCAUACCGGCUGGUUUUGCAGCCACGGCGUUCCGGAAGACAUCGUCAGCGACCGCGACACUCGUUUCAUGUCGGCCUUUUGGACGGCACUCAUGGUAGAAUUCAGCACCAGCAUGAAAUCGAGUUCCGCACAGCAUCCUCAAACGGAUUGGCAAACGGAACGUGCGCAUCAGACUGCGCAGAUGAUGCUCCGCACACUCAUCCGCCCGGAUCAGAAGGACUGGGUUGACCGCCUCCCUAACAUAGAGUUCGCCUACAACACUUCGGUUCACCUGGGGAUUGGCGUGACUCCAUUCGAGUUGCACCAUGGUGGACGGAAAGGACGUAUCUUCACAGACAUUUUGCUUCCACGGGCUGCCGAUAUCGACGCCGCUUGCUCCCCCGCUUCUACACGGAAGUACAAGGAACUGCUGGCCAAAGCCCGCGCAAACAUGCAAAAGGCUCAGGUCCGUAUGCAGCAGCAAGCGAACCGGCGUCGCAUCCCAUGCCCAAUACGCGCUGGCGACCUGGUUUGGGUCACCUUCGAGGAAUUCGCGCUCGAGCAGCACGUCUCGCGCAAGCUCCUCCCUAAGUGGUUUGGACCAUGGAAGGUCACUUCAGCAGCUGGCGACGACCCCGCGGGUCCAUCUUUCAUCAUUUGAGAUUCCCCCGCAUUUGACGGUCCACCCGAUAUUUCACGCUUCAAAGCUGGCGGUCUACACUCCAGCCUCCGCAGC